Messenger RNA from Varroa destructor (honeybee mite), 5078 nucleotides. RefSeq lists its product as uncharacterized. NCBI's taxonomy places the organism in Eukaryota, Metazoa, Arthropoda, Arachnida, Mesostigmata, Varroidae. Gene Ontology annotation, biological process: proteasome-mediated ubiquitin-dependent protein catabolic process. Gene Ontology annotation, molecular function: protein binding. Gene Ontology annotation, cellular component: SCF ubiquitin ligase complex. The record is from RefSeq and is a predicted model, not a curated record.
AGAGGGUCAUAGAGUGGUCGUCAUCUCGCCGCUGCUGGUCGUCCGCGCGCCCCACAGCGCCGCUGCCUCUCUUCCACGAUUGCAUUUGCUGCCUGCUUGGCCUGCCAGGCCUGCUUCAUGGCCUCUCUGUAGCACAGCAACGAUGAUAGCGACGGCUACGAGUGCGGCAGCGGCUGUGGCAGCAGCGGUCAUGGCGGCGUUAGCAGACCCAGCGUGAGUGAGUCGAGAGAGAAAGAGAGCCAGCCAGCUGUGUCUCCUUACCGCUGCUACUGCUGCUGCUGCUCCUAGCGGGAGGGGGGAAUUGGCUGAGACACUCGUCGAGAUAUAGAGCGCGGCAGAGAUCGGUGGCGACCGGUAGAACCGCGAGAUCAGUCGUCUCGCGAACAGCGGCUGUGCCGGCAGCGGCAAAGCAGACCGGACCGUCGAUGCUAGUGCCAAUGUCAGCGCUAGCAUCCUAACCUGAGCUAGCUAUAACGUAAGCUAGUGUGGUAUGGCCUGGGUAUUUCCCCGCCUAUCUACUGUACAGAAAGAAAGUUUCGAGCUGCAAAUUGAGCCCAAACGCACCAAGUGAGUGGACAUCCUCAACAGGGAAAAAAAGUCGAGAAGGCUCAACUGGGUGUUUGUUGGCCAUAGACAAGCAAGCGGUGCACUUUUUCGCUGUUCGUGUUCAGUGGAUUGCUCUGGCGGUUUGAGCUGACGUAAUCGGAAGUCGUCGGAUCGACCGCGAUCGAAUCGAAAAGGAAAAAAGGAAGAGUCUAAGAAAUAAGUCUGUUCGCUGAAUAACUGCUAACAACGACAACAGCCCACGAAAUAGCUGAUACGGCGUUCUGCUAAUUUCUUAGCGCGCGAGUAAAAUGUCUAAUCCUGAUCUCAUUAACUGCUGUUAGCAAAGAAAGCAAGGAAAAUGAUUUCUUCGUAGAAAUUGCUGUAACUUGAAAUAGCAAUAACGGCUUAUAGUAGGUGACACAUCCUUCCACUCACUGUGAGCCUAUGGUACAUAGUAAAGGAUACCCCCUCAGUUAAAGAAAUCGCCGCUUAGUCGCACAAGUCUCCGUUCAUGCACCUUGACACUAGAGCUACAUUGUCCUGAAGUUUUUGAAAGACCCGCUCUUUCCGGAGUAUAGUGGCGGCGUUUCCACGUGUAUAUGUCCCACUUCGAUACUGUUUACCGCUAUAAUAGUGGGUAGCAGGAGCGACGGUGAUGAUAGCAAAAAACUGCCACGGAACAAAUAAAACAGAAUCGUAGUGUAUUCAGUGAAGUGUCUCGCGGAGGUGCCUGUCUCUGUAUGUUUGUACGAAUGUGUGUUGUGGAUGUGCGGGUGUACGCGCGUAUUUAUAUGUAAACAAAAAAGGAAAUUGUCCAGCUGUUGCUACCAGGUUGAAGGUUGGGAGUGAAUCGCUGGAAUCACAACUGGAAUAAUAACGAGUAUCAAUCCUGUGCAUAAUUCUAGCACUCUGUAGUUUUUACAUACAGUCGUCGCGAUAGCACAAAAAUCAAAAUAUAACAACGACAAAAAUCAAGCAGCAGCAGCAGCAGUAACUGCCGAAACAGGACAAACAGAAAAAAAGGCGCGUUCUGGCUAGUCAGUGCAAACUGUUUUCGUGCGCGGAAGACGACACGUUGCGCAAUUGAUGCUAGGGGGCAAACGCAGUGUUCGUAGUGGUGGCCCGGUCGCCUCGGCAAUAAAAUCUAGUCGACAGUGCGUCGCUAUGGAAUUGCGCGAAGUCGGCACCCACUAUUUACCUGGGGGGGCAAUCGUUCGACCAGCCACGAACCCCGCCGGCUCGUCGUGGAUGCACGCUAAUGCAAAUGAUGCAUCCACCCACGCGGAUGGCCAACAGAGGUGUGAAGCUCCCAGCAUCACUAUCCAAAGUGUUGGCGGGCCGAUCUACCACGGGACAGCUGCAUUCCGAUACGUGCUAAAGGACCACAAGAUUUUCGUGAAGCAGGCCGCAGCAGCGGCUGCGGCGACAGUUGCCAACGCACAGCAUUCCAGUCUUGGAGGCAGCAGUUCACGUGGCGGUCAGAGAACCCCACAGCAUCCGCAGCUACAACAACACCAUCCGAACCAGCAACAGCACGGAACGCACAAAGGCGCCAUCAAGCCAAGCAAAGGCCACGGUCGCGCUCGCUAUUUCGUCUAUCAUCGGAGUCCGGCUGGAAAUCGGGCGUCGUCCCGGCCAAAUAAGGGCAGUAGCGGUGGCGGUGGCGCGAACCCCAAUCCAAUAGCAACGCAACAACAGGCCGGACAGAUCGCGCUUGCCCAACUCAACCAACAACAACAACAACAACAACAACAACAACAGCAGCAACAACAACAACAGCAGCAACAGCAGCAACACCCAGCGGGCGUUGUCGCCGAGCCCGGAGCCGGACUCGUGGGCCGCGUAAGUCAGCUGUCGGUAUCUGCCGUGUCAAAUCUAACGCCACUGCUCGGGCUGGGCGCCCCGCCAGUUUCGGCUGAGCUUCCCCUUGUUGCGACUGACUCACCGCUAAACCAGCUGGCUUUACAGGGCCUCGCCAUGGGCCAGCGCGUCAGCACUGGGCUUAAAGUGGUGUCCGUUGGAGAAGAUAGCAAUGGCAAUCAGAGGGCCGUCGUCACACGGGAUCAACAGAAUUGUAGAGAUCUUCAGCGACCAGCGCGGUUAGGCAUGCUUCUUGAUACGCCAGCUGCCUCACUCGAAACACAGUUACGUCACAGUUGGAACCCUGACGAUCGAUCGCUUAAUAUAUUUGUCAAGGAAGAUGACAGACUGACGUUUCACAGGCAUCCCGUGGCCCAGAGCACGGACUGCAUCCGCGGGCGGGUGGGUUACACUCGAGGGAUGCAUAUGUGGGAACUAAAAUGGUCAACUCGGCAACGGGGCACGCAUGCCGUAGUUGGUGUGGCUACAAGAGAUGCUCCUUUGCAUUCAGUGGGGUAUCAAAGUCUUGUUGGCAGUAACGGAGAAUCAUGGGGCUGGGAUCUUGGACGAAAUCGACUUUACCAUGAUGUGAAGAACAACUUGCCAGCGACAUACCCAGUUCUGGCCCAGGGCUCAUCCGACGAAGUGUUUCCUGUACCGGACGUGUUCCAAGUUGUCCUUGACAUGGACGAGGGGACGCUGGGUUUUGUUGUCAAUGGACAAUACCUUGGAGUAGCUUUCCGAGGACUAAAAGGCAAAAAAUUGUAUCCUAUUGUGAGCGCGGUGUGGGGUCACUGCGAAAUCACGAUUAAGUACAUCGGCGGACUUGAUCCCGAACCUCUUCCGUUGAAGGACAUCUGCCGGCGAGUGAUUCGGCAACAGUUGGGCAAGCAUCGAUUGAAUAGGGCAUCUGAACUUAAUCUGCCCGCCGCCCUGAAAAGCUAUGUUCUCUACCAAGAUCGCAGUUAACAUUCUGUUUACGUCUGGACUGCUGGCCAAACAGCGUAAACGCAUGCAUCGGGUUCGAGGGAAGACCACCAAAGACGUGUGUGACAGACAGAUGUGCGACAAGAGACAGAUGCGAUCAGGACAACCCCAGAGACAAAAAAAUUACCUAGUUAGCCUUUUGCUUGGCACCAUACAGUAGUCGCAAGAUCUCCCAUGUAUACCUGUACGACCAGGACAACAUUUAUAUAAAGUAUAUAGAGACACCUACGCAUCCACUUCGUCAUAUGUAGAUAUGUUUAUGAAUUAUAGGACAAAUAAAUGGAAUAUACAAGCUCUCACAAAAAGGAGGACAAGAAAAAUUGGUGCACACACAACACACCCGCUGCAUUAUUUCUAUGGAGGUCACUUGGUUCAGGAUUUCCCUAGGUAAGUCCUACCUAGACUGACUUACACGCCCGAAACUCUGCCUGGUCUCCGUGACCCCUAACGCCUUGGGUAUGGAACGGCCUCCACCCAAAAAUGUAGACGGCCGUACUAUUAUUAUUAACUAAGUGAAGGAAAUCAACGAUCGUCACACACAUAGAAGCGAGCCUGCCCUGGUUUGGCUUUAUUAAGGUGUUUGGGCAGCAGCUUCUGGCUAGUUCGAUGGCCCGAAUACGCCCGAACCCUGAUUGGAUGGGCUGGCCGCAGGGACUGAGCGAUACGACAAAAUCCAGCAACGAAGUUGUAGAACAAAUAAAUUCAUUGUGUGGACAUAAUUGGGUCUCACUGGAAUGUGUGGGUGGCCAUCAUUCAGGAAAUUGCUGUUUAACAUAUAAGCGAAGCGGACAGCAUGGACGCCAAUUUACCCACUCUUUCCCUUCUUAUCCGCCAGGCUCGGAGCCCUUUGAUGACCGCUAAAUUUGUCCUUUUUUUUGUUAUACAGAACAAUGAUGGAGUUUCAGCCAGAAAAUCUGACCUCACCUAUAUAGCAUAAUUUUUUCCUUGGUACAUUUUUCCCUGCGGGGCUAUUUCUUGUGCAUUCGUACACACAUUUGUCUCCUUACCACGUACGUGGGAACGCUUACGCCGUCGUGGCUGAGAUGCCGUUCUGCGGCUGUACAUUAUAAUUUGUUGCUCUUGUGUAUUAUUGUCUGCUAUUGUAGCAGCCUGUAUCUUUUUGACGCUUGUUUUUCAUUAGCUUUUUUGGCAACUGUUAACAGCCUUAGCUUUCCGCAACGGUUGUUUGUGUACUCGUAUAGAAUAUGUAAGAGAGAAGUCAAGUCAUCUCAGACGAGAAAAUCAACACGUGAUUCGUUUAUAGUAAACAAAAGAAGAAAUACAACGCAUUUUCUGCCCGAUUCUCGUCUGGCUUCUGCCGUGGCAUCCAAUCGACACACCGAUGGCUACGACCACUGAUCGAAUCCUAAGUACUGUCGUCGCUAUAGCGACACCCUUGGAGAUUUCGCGGGUUGUCUCUAUUUGAAUGAGUCUCUAAGCAAAGCUUUUUUUAGCAAUUUUUUCAUAGUUGUACAGAUAAAAUCUCGGUAUCUUCCAAUAACUCGCUUUUAGGUGCGCGCUUUCAGCGGUACCCGACCUCCUAUGGAACCUAUCUUUCCGUUCGGCGGGUCCCUCCAUGUGAUUCAUGUGUUGCAACUUAAUUUUUAGUGCAUCAUCUUACAUUCUCACCAUACUAGUUAUUAUUAUAUGCUAGUUUUUAAUUUUUAUCGGCUAGCCAAUAUGAA